CUAAGAAGUUUUUAGAGGUCGUCUUUACAUCCAGACUGAGCUCUGUGGUUCGAAUCUAGAAGAUUAUCGUAGUAAAUUUGGGAUUCUCACUGAACCCGAACUGUGGAAGGUUUUACAUGAUAUGGUACAGGCGCUUUGUCAUAUGCAUUUGAUUGGUAUGCUUCAUAUGGAUGUCAAGCCGUCUAACAUAUUCAUCUCCGGUGAUUCCACUUGCAAACUGGGAGAUUUUGGACUUGCUUUUGACAUGAACAAGAUCUUAUUCAUGAACUGCACCCCACAGACUUCGCGAGACACCGCCGAGGAGGGCGACAAAUACUACAUGGCUCCAGAGAUCCUGAACGAUUCGCCCACGCCUGCAGCUGAUGUCUACAGCCUUGGUGUCUCUAUGUUAGAGCUCGCCACAGAUGUAGAUCUCCAUGAAGAAAGUCAUAGAAUUCGGAACGGGGAGUUGAAGGAUGCUUUGUUUGGAGACAUCUCUAACGAGCUACGGCAGAUGAUCACUUCUUUGCUUUGCCCUGAUCCGUCGAGCCGGCCUAGUACCAGUCAGUUAUCGAAUGAUCCAUUCAUUCUGAAAAAUACGAAGAAAGCAGUUGUUUUUCGUUGUUUGCAGAGUGAUGUGAAAUCACCAUGUGGUCCGCUCGACAGAGAUUGGGAUUUUGAGUAUGAAGACGAGAUACAUCCACCUUCAAUUCGCUUUUCCAAGCCACGCAAACUUCUGAGGAAUCUGCUUAGAGAUGAUGUCUCUGACACAGCAGAUGAUGUGAGGUUGAGCCUAAGUUUUGAGAAUGCAAGCGACGAUGAUUCACCAAGUUGUCAGCCAGACAAGUUAAGGCCACCUCCACCUCAAAGAACGCCUGCUAUAAGACGAGAGAAAGUCCACCUUACUGUCAAAAAGCUGGAUUUCUCCGAUUCUUCCGAUGUAUCGCCUGGUCCACUUCCAAAAAGACUUCGCGAAGAGUUUACCUGA
Molecule: messenger RNA, 967 nt
Organism: Strongylus vulgaris
Lineage: Eukaryota; Metazoa; Nematoda; Chromadorea; Rhabditida; Strongylidae
Source: the annotation of a GenBank genome assembly